AUGGAAAUCCGACCCGAGCUUUUAUAUCAUGUAUUAAUCACUGUCAUUGACUAUGAUAAGGACCCCUCUGGUGCUCAACGCUCCACUUAUGUUCUCGGCACGCGAGGUUCCCUCGAGUCGGCUAAAAGCUCAGCUUACCGAGUUUUAAACACCCUUCGGUAUACGCCUGGUGACUUUGCCGAAUAUGCCGUACACUCAAGUCAUCAGGGGACGUGGAGAUAUGGCGAAGGUGUUAUGGUAUACGCCAGGACACCAGCUGGUCGAACCUUUUUAAUUUCACUGCAAGCAACCCCAAACGACGAUCAAUUUGUAGUCCAAUACGACGGCAGCAUUAUGCUUCCUAAAGGAAUAUCAUCUCUGCAAUACAUUUUGCAAACAACCAUCGACUACAAUAAGGAUAGGAGUGGCGCUCAACAGGAGACGCAGAUCGAGGGAACAUUUCUUCACCGAUCAGAAGCGCUGGCAGCAGCCCGCAACUUACUAGACCCGCUUGACUUUGAAGACUUUGAGACCCCAGAAAAGAUGGACGGAGAAUGGCCUUAUGGUGACAACGUCGUGGCCCAUGCGAUUUCGGAGUCUGGUCUCAAUUUAUUUGUCGCUGUACAAACUACCUCAUGCAUUGAAGGGACAUUCAACGGCCUGUAG
Messenger RNA from Fusarium venenatum, 645 nucleotides. RefSeq lists its product as uncharacterized. The record is from RefSeq and is a predicted model, not a curated record. Lineage: Eukaryota; Fungi; Ascomycota; Sordariomycetes; Hypocreales; Nectriaceae.